AAUCAUCAGGGUGCUAAAGUGCAACAUCUAGCAGAAAAGUCUCUAUGUAAAACCAGGAUCAUUUCUCUCAAAAGAUAUUUGAAUAUAUUGCUGAAAGUUCAAGGGAAACAAAAUGGGGAAAGUGAACGUCUGUGUGAAAAGAAGUUACAUUGUUGUGGUGACUUUGAUGGGGAUUAUCAGUGCCCUGCUGUUGGGAAUCACUCUGUUUACUCAUGGAUAUUUAUAUGGAGAAGAAGAGAUGGAACACAUGCUUGCAGGUAUGCAUUUCAUGUACGCUAUUUCCAUCAUAACCCUGCUCUUGUCCAUCACUGGUGUGUAUGGCGCCUGCAAGGAGAAGAAAUGGGCACUUAUUGUGUUUGCAGUUGGAUUGAUCCCGUGUACUGUCUACAUGUUUGAUUUGGAGAGGCGAGAACUGGGUUUGAAGCCAAAGGUAGCUGAGACUAUUAGGGAGUCACACCUGAAAAUGCUACCGCUGAGUAAUGCCAGUGUGCAUUAUAUAGAGCACCUCAACCAUAUGCAGAUGGAACUCCAUUGUUGUGGACUGGAUCAAGGCUAUCAGGACUGGGGCUACAACAUCUCAGAAUCCUGCUUGUGCAUUGGAGACUCCAAAAGUCCAUGCGUGGCAGCCCCCGAGAACAGUAGUCUGUAUGAGCAUUAUGACCAUGACCAUGACAUCAUGAUUUAUAAAGAGCCAUGCCUUACAACCAUGAUCUCACAUACCGAGUGGGGCAUAAACCUGGCAGUUGGUAUAAAGUUUGGACUCACAUUAAUCUGGACGUUUUCAAUCGUGCUCUGUAUUAUCAUCCUGUGCCAGCUAAGACGGAAGAAUGAUAAAGAUUCCCCCACAGUGAUCUACAGCCCAGAGGCAAAAACUGGCAACUACACCAUCCUCACAGAGACUGCAGAAUACAGCUGAUUUCUAUAUUUUUGGCUGCUCUUCAUUGUGGCAAAGGUCACCAUGUCUAGAAAAGUUAAAGCUG
This is a messenger RNA of Scomber japonicus (chub mackerel), 980 nucleotides long. Its product is annotated as tetraspanin-8-like. The record is from RefSeq and is a predicted model, not a curated record. NCBI's taxonomy places the organism in Eukaryota, Metazoa, Chordata, Actinopteri, Scombriformes, Scombridae. The transcript is spliced from 9 exons. The coding region runs from base 113 to 916 and encodes 267 amino acids. Gene Ontology annotation, cellular component: membrane.